Molecule: messenger RNA, 921 nt
Organism: Pygocentrus nattereri (red-bellied piranha)
Lineage: Eukaryota; Metazoa; Chordata; Actinopteri; Characiformes; Serrasalmidae
Gene: hoxc13a
Product: homeobox C13a
Exons: 2
Coding region: 1-921 (306 amino acids)
Biological process (GO): regulation of transcription by RNA polymerase II
Molecular function (GO): RNA polymerase II cis-regulatory region sequence-specific DNA binding; DNA-binding transcription factor activity, RNA polymerase II-specific
Source: RefSeq, a predicted model, not a curated record
AUGACGACUUCGCUGGUCCUGCAUCCACGCUGGGCGGACACCUUGAUGUACGUGUACGAAAAAAGCCCGAAUGAAAGUAGCCCGAAUAAAAGCCAGACCAUGGAGGGAUUGAGCGGGAAUUGCCCUGCCAGCCACUGCAGGGACCUCAUCUCGCACCCCGCGCUGGGGCGACAUUCGGGCACCAUCGCGACCCACCAGGGCUCCGUCUAUUCGGAUAUAUCAUCCCCUGACGCGGGGCGACAGUGUCCCGCGCCCCAGACUUCGUCCAGCGCCUCUCUCGGCUACGGAUACCCGUUUGGAAACCCUUACUACGGCUGCAGACUCUCGCACUCGCACAACGUCAACCUGCAGCAGAAGCCGUGCUCGUACCACCCGGCGGAAAAGUACGCCGAGCCCAGCGGCGCCUUGCCCACCGAGGAGCUCUCCAGCAGAGCCAAGGAGUUCGCUUUCUACCCCAGCUUCGCCGGCUCGUACCAAGCGGUCCCCGGCUAUCUGGACGUGUCCGUGGUGCCCAGCAUAAGCGCACAUCCCGAGCCGCGGCAUGACGCGCUGAUUCCCAUGGAGGGUUACCAGCACUGGGCUCUCUCGAACGGCUGGGACGGGCAGGUGUACUGCUCAAAGGAACAAACGCAGUCGUCUCAUCUCUGGAAAUCUCCUUUUCCAGACGUCGUCCCGUUGCAGCCUGAGGUCAGCAGUUAUCGGCGAGGACGCAAAAAGCGGGUUCCCUACACCAAGAUCCAGCUGAAGGAGCUGGAGAAGGAGUACGCGGCCAGCAAGUUCAUCACCAAAGACAAAAGACGACGCAUCUCGGCCACGACCAACCUGUCAGAGCGGCAGGUCACGAUCUGGUUCCAGAAUCGCAGGGUGAAGGAGAAGAAACUUGUCAGCAAAUCCAAGUCGAGCAACCACAUGCACACUUAA